AUUCUCGGCUGCAUGCUCAGCAUUUAGGACAAAGAACAGCGGUACUCACAUUCAAUUCUCGAUGAGCUUUGCUAUGGAUUUACUCUUGUUGGCGACCAGCUGGGCUCACGUUCUUUUGGCACCAUACACGAAAGUCGAAGAAAGUUUCAACCUGCACGCAACCCAUGAUGUUCUUAUGUAUGGAGUUGGAAGGAAUAAUUUGCACAAGUUUGACCAUAACACCUUUUCAGGUGCCGUACCACGGACGUUCAUAGGAAGCAUUCUACUUGCGUGGCUCACUUCACCUGUCGCCUAUGUAGCCAGUCAGUGGGGCUUGCUAAGCACAAAGCUCGACCUUCAGAUAGCAGUGCGUUUGGUCCUUGCUACGCUAAAUGCAACAGGUCUCAUGUUGAUACGGCGGGCUGUAUGUAGACGAUUUGGUCGUCCAACUGGCCUCAUGUAUGUCCUCCUGAUAUGUUCGCAAUUCCAUCUGCCGUUUUGGAUGGGCAGGACAUUACCAAACAUGUUCGCAUUGUUCCCUGUCAACCUUGCAUUCUACGCGUUGUACGACAGAGCUCCACACUCCCAAUAUCCUGCAAGAAGGAGUGCCGAUGUUGCAUUUGCUUUACUGACGUUCACUGCCGUUGUGUUCCGCUCGGAGGUCGUGCUAUUACUAGCUCCUCUUGCCAUCCAAGCACUUCUUCUCCGGCAUAUCAGUUUUAUGAGACUGAUUAGAAUUGGUUUUUUCUCUGGCGUGCUGUCCAUCGUUUUAACCGUUACCAUCGACUCAUACAUGUGGAACCAGUGGCCGCUGUGGCCCGAGAUGUAUGGUAUAUAUUUCAAUGUAUAUCAAGGCAAGAGUUCUGAUUGGGGCACCUCACCUGUGCACGCGUAUUUCCUUUCACACCUUCCAAAGCUUCUUCUUGGAUCCUUACCGUUGGCUAUACUCGGAGCUAUCUCGGAUAACCGUGUCCGGGCCCUAAUGUACCCCCCAGUACUCUUUAUUGCCCUCAUCAGUUGUUUGGGUCACAAAGAAUGGCGCUUCAUUAUCUAUGUCGUUCCCCUAUUCAAUAUCGCCGCCGCUCGGGGUGCCUGGUGGAUGGUAUCUCGAAGGAAAGGUGGUCUUUUCGGAAGGAUGAUGUUUCUCGCAGCUAUGGGCAUACUUGCUCUGAAUUGUGCCAUCACUAUCGUAUCGACACGCGCGUCGAUGGCAAACUACCCUGGUGGUUCUGCACUCGUAACAUUCAACGAUCAAUAUGCAGACCAACAUGCUGUGCAAGUUCACAUAUCUAACCUUGCAGCCCAGACUGGGGCCUCGCUCUUCCUCCAGAGUCAUUCACCACCUUAUAUCCCAUCCAUGACCGCACCAGCAACAAAUGAUUGGGUCUAUAACAAGACGGAAAGUCUGUCCCCCACGCGAUCUUACAACAUCAACACCGUUUACUCACCUCAUUGCCGAGUCUUCGGUAGAGUUCACCGGGACUGGUCGAUGGAAGUUAGUAGACAGCGUGCAGGGGUUCUCAAGAUGGAAGUGGAACAUUCCGCGAGGCGGCAUCGCCAAGGUUCUGGAAGUUCCCCUCCAUCAGUGGUUAAGCGUGUUGGAGAUGGAGACGAACGACCAGCUUUAUAUACUAGAGAGAGUGGAAGUAAUAUUUUCUGUACCUGCUAUCUUGAUUCAGCCUGACAUCUACUUGAGUGAUUCUGCCAA
Molecule: messenger RNA, 1687 nt
Organism: Suillus fuscotomentosus
Lineage: Eukaryota; Fungi; Basidiomycota; Agaricomycetes; Boletales; Suillaceae
Product: alpha-1,6-mannosyltransferase subunit
Exons: 8
Biological process (GO): protein N-linked glycosylation
Cellular component (GO): endoplasmic reticulum membrane
Molecular function (GO): alpha-1,6-mannosyltransferase activity
Source: RefSeq, a predicted model, not a curated record